CGGGACGAAUAACAGUUGUCAAAAAGCCCCGAAUUAAAUCAAACAUUUCAAAAUACUCAAUUUUAGAUUAUAUUUAAAGCUUACAGAUUCUUUUAAUUCAGAAAUUUACUAGAAAAUGGAUACUGAUAAAAAGACCAUUCUUACAUGUGUGUUACUGGCCUUGUUGAUUUUAGACAUGGUCGAAUGUCGAGGAGGAGGUGGUGGUGGGCGUGGCGGAGGUGGCGGUGGACGUGGCGGAGGGCGUAGUGGUGGGCGAGGUAGUGGACGAACAGGUAGAGGCGGAAGUGGUGCUGGCGGAAUUGGUGGAUCUGGAGGAGGCAACGCGUCUGGAUUCUGGUGGUGGGGUAUAGUCAUCGUUGUGGGAGUUUGUUCAAUUGGAGUGUUUUUAUUCUUUUGUUAUUAUGCUAAAUGUAUUCGAACGCAAAAUCAAAGAAAAAACAAACCAAUACGUUCCCCGGUGGAUCAUGCACAAAUGCAUAAAGUGGUAGUUCACAAGCCGAUUUUGCGGCCACAACAGAAUAUGAAAGUGUCGGCAAUAUAUGGAACUUCUAAAGGACAGGACAGACAAAGUCAAACUGCACAUAAAUACUUACCUCCUGUGUAAGUCUGGAUGCACAUACUUAGUUUUCAAACGUCAGUAAAACGUUUCUACACCAAGGAAUACAAUCCAGUGAGAAUAGACCAUGCUAUGCUAGCGAGCGGGUCCGAAGCGUCUCAAGUGUAUAAUCAUCGAUGCAGACAGAAACGCACCGACUGUCACAGGAAGGAUUGAAAUGGAUCAGAACAAGCAUGAAUGGACAGCUUAAAAAUCAUAUUGGGCCCUAAUUCAUGUUUGAAAAUAUGGAAAGUAUCUGUAUCAAGAUAAUAUUAACCUGUGCGUGCUAGCGUGUGCGUGUGUGUGAACAGUACCGUGUGUUAUAUCUAACAUAGAACACAUCUAAUAUAUAUGUGUUUGGCUGUUAACUGUAUAUAGUUUAAAUGCAUACUAUCACAAAACUAGAAUGGAAGUUUUUUAACGAAAUGGGUUUUAUUGUGGAUGUAAUUCUACACGCUUGUUUUAUAUAUUUGCACAAGUUAAAAUCACUUGAUGAGGAUGUUCAAUAUCUAAUGACAAUAUUUAUUUUAAAAAUAAACUAUCUUAAUUAGUGAAUGAUGGACAUUGCAUAUAUAUAAGAAUAGGAAAAAUCGAACAAAAUAAUAUGUCAUCACAAUUUAUGUUUUUAAAAUGUGUUUAAAAUGUAUUUACAUUUAGAUCUAGUUGUCAUUAUAUCUAGGAAAUAGUUAGUAACUCUUUACCAUUACUAAAACGAGCCGACUUGUAAUGUGUUACAAAGGACACAAACGGUUAGUUUUCACAUUAGAAUGGUGGAUUUUACAAUCUGUGUACCUGUGCAGUUCUAAAUGAUAUGAUAGUGUUUCAGAAUACGUUGGAAGCAAUACAGAUUUAUACAGUU
Messenger RNA from Mercenaria mercenaria, 1454 nucleotides. RefSeq names its product chorion class A protein L11-like. NCBI's taxonomy places the organism in Eukaryota, Metazoa, Mollusca, Bivalvia, Venerida, Veneridae. The transcript has 3 exons. The coding region runs from base 116 to 604 and encodes 162 amino acids. The record is from RefSeq and is a predicted model, not a curated record.